Messenger RNA from Komagataella phaffii GS115, 2115 nucleotides. RefSeq names its product Essential protein required for chromosome condensation. Gene Ontology annotation, cellular component: condensin complex. Gene Ontology annotation, molecular function: chromatin binding. NCBI's taxonomy places the organism in Eukaryota, Fungi, Ascomycota, Pichiomycetes, Pichiales, Pichiaceae. Gene Ontology annotation, biological process: mitotic chromosome condensation. The transcript has a single exon. The record is from RefSeq and is a predicted model, not a curated record. Bases 1 to 2115 code for a protein of 704 amino acids.
AUGUCACAAGUAGCGCCUCAAAGUGGCACUCAGCCCACUGAGCAGGAGAACUUUGACUUCUGGAUUCGGAUGGCAACUGACAACAAGAUCACCUCAACGAAUAGCUGGAAUUUUGCGUUGAUAGACUACUUUCAUGACUUGACGGUUUUGAAAGAGGGAAAUAGCAUCAAUUUUCAGAAAGCUUCUGCGACUUUAGACGGGUGUGUGAAAAUAUAUUCUUCAAGAGUUGAUUCCAUCGCUACAGAGACAGGAAAACUGCUGAGUGGUCUCACGGUCAAUAAGUUGAACGAAAAGCAAAAUGAAGAGAAUGAUUCUGAAUCAGAUGAAGACCCAAUAGAGAACACGCAGGGUGGAGAUGAUAGGAACGAAAAUAGGCCAAAAGCCAAGAAACGAAACACAGCAGCGGUCAAUACAUUGGUUGAAUUUUCCAAAUUACAGACAAAAUCUAUAGAUACAGAACUGACUGUUGAUCCUUUAUUUAAGAAAGCGCUAACGGAUUUUGAUGAAGGAGGUGCCAAGUCCUUAUUGCUGAACAUUCUGAAAAUUGAUAGAGAUUGUCGAAUAGUUUUCGAUACCAGUAGUGAACGAACAAUCCAGACAAAUGAAGAAACACAGCCGCUAGAUAUGAACUCGAAUGACAGCAUAGAAAACAAAGAAAUUGAUGUAAAUCUACUGCGGCGCUUUCUACCAGAUAAUCUUGAUAAGCUUCACCUUUGUCCGUCAGCACCUGAAAUCGAAAAAGUACUCGAUGAGGGAGCGGCCCCUACCACACUAUUACAAAGAAUUGAGGAAGACAAUGCUCCAGAUGAAAAUGAGGACAAUUGCUUUUCAGGACCAUUGAUGGACAUGGAUGAUAAUUUCAACGAGAUUCCCACAAUUGUGCACAAUAACAUCACUUCAAAAUACUCACUCUUCUCAGGGAAUGAAGAGUCGGGGCCUAAUAUCACACUUAACAGACUCUUUGAUGAAAAUUUCGUUUCCAGAACCGUGGACAGCGAAGAUACCAGCAACGUUCACGAACACAACGUACUGGAUCAUUUUGAUAAUAUGCUGCGUAAAACGUGGAUGGGUCCACAAAAUUUCAAGAUAGCACAGCUACAGUUAAGACAUGAAAGAACUCCUCAACCUGUCAACACUGGGAUACCAACAGAAGAUUCAAAUGACUUGCAUGGUACAGUGAAACGAAGGAAGAAUGAGUUUACCAUUGAUUUUAGUACUGAAGAUGACAUCGAAGAUAUAUUUGAGUCUUCUGAUAACCUUCUUAUGCCCAAAUCAAACUGGUUUUCUGAAACACACAAUUUACUCCCUGAUGACAAGAAUUUCACGACUAAGAGAAUGAUUCACCUCUUCACCAAGUCAGAUAAGGUGAUAAAUAGUGCCUUGUUCCCCAAGAAAAAGAAAAUGCAACAACGAUCAUAUGAAGAUGAAUAUCAGCCAGCAGACGAAGAAUAUUUUGCUAGCAAGUAUGCCGAAGCCAAAAACAACAGAGUCAAAAACUUGAUUCAAGAUGAUCUAAAAGAGAUCCAAGAAUCUUUUGACGAUCAAUACGUGGGCAGUCCUCAUGGAGAUCGCCAGUACCAAGAAGGCGAAAAUUUUGACAACGAACCUGAUGACUAUGCUGACAAUAACUUUAAUGACAUGGAUGAGGCCGCGGAGGAUGACUUCAACCCUAGUAACCUUUCUUACUCCAAGAAAGGAGGAUUUGGUUCUCAAUUGGUAACAUCUGUGGGGAGGUUCAGACCAUCGAGUAUAAAUUUUGCAAAAGUAAGCAAACGUGUUGAUGUGAAGUUGCUGAAGGACAAUUUAUGGGAGACAUUAACCUGGGCAAAGAGCAAUAUAUUUCAAAAACCUUCUCAACCCUCCCAACCUUCUCAAGAGAAUGAUGAUCCAGAUGAUGAGGAGGAGCGGGUGAUUUCCGAGGCUGAAAACGAACCCACCCAUUCUGAACUAAAAUUUACCGACGUGGUGAAACAAAUGACACAAAAAUACUCCAACGAGGAAAAGAAUGAGAUAUCAACUAGUUUCUGUUUCAUUUGCCUUUUACAUCUGGCAAAUGAGAAUGGAUUGACAAUAGAGAACUCGGGAGAUCAAUCAGACUUGAUUAUAAAGAACUAA